Molecule: messenger RNA, 1716 nt
Organism: Hylaeus anthracinus
Lineage: Eukaryota; Metazoa; Arthropoda; Insecta; Hymenoptera; Colletidae
Product: dimethylaniline monooxygenase [N-oxide-forming] 2-like
Exons: 8
Coding region: 309-1571 (420 amino acids)
Molecular function (GO): flavin adenine dinucleotide binding; N,N-dimethylaniline monooxygenase activity; NADP binding
Source: RefSeq, a predicted model, not a curated record
CAAAAACUUUUUCGUAUCACGGAAAAAAAGAAUUUCUGAACCCGUGUUUACGAGACCUUAAGAUAAGUAGAUUACACUCUUCAAGUUCGACAACUUGCUUCGCUUACACUCUAUAUAGUAAUCGCGUGGAAAAGACGACGACCUUGUUAUCAAUAGCAGCCUUCUUUCGAACGAUACACUUCAACUUUCCACACGCUGAUUAUUUUACGAUUGGUCACCAGGUCGGAAGACUUCGAAGAAGAAAGAUCGAGAGACCACCCGAUUAAUCGGUGAACCGAGAUCGCAAGCCUACGAAAUUUUUCGCGAAGAUGAAGAUUGCUGUGAUCGGCGCUGGAUCUGCUGGUCUCGCGGCUCUGCGACAUUGCACUUCCGGUACAUACGACUGCGAAGUAGUUUGUUACGAGAAAACAGACCAAGUAGGAGGCACAUGGGUCUACGUAGAAGAAACUGGUUUGGACCGAUACGGUUUACCGGUGCACUCCAGUAUGUACAAAAAUUUAAGAACGAAUCUACCCAAGGAAGUGAUGGGGUACCCCGAUUACCCGAUUCCGGAUACUCCGGCAAGUUAUUUGACUCGCACGCAAAUACUCGGAUUUUUGAACUCGUAUUGCGACCAUUUUGAUCUACGCAAGUAUAUUCGGUUUCUCCGCAACGUCGAGUUGGUUAAGCCGACGGACGGAGGGGACCGGAAGUGGACGAUCAAGGUGAAAGAUUUGCAGAAGAAUACUGUCACGAACGAAUCGUUCGACGCUGUUAUGGUAUGCAAUGGUCAUUACUUCAAGCCCAGUGUUCCAAACCUGAAAGGCCGGAACACUUUUCAGGGCCAACAAUUGCACAGUCACGAUUACAGGACACCUGACGUAUUCCUUGAUAAAACCGUUGUUGUUCUCGGCGCAGGACCUUCCGGAAUGGAUUUGGCUUUGGAGAUAUCGACGAAGGCAACGCGUGUAAUUUUGAGUCAUCACUCGAAGGACCCUAUAGGCACUGUUUUUCCUGAUAACGUAAUUCAGAAACCGGAUGUGAAGGAGUUAACCGAAAAUGGCGUUCUCUUCGAUGACGGUUCCAGCGAAUCUGUAGAUGUAGUUUUCUAUUGUACAGGAUACGAGUAUAGUUUUCCAUUUUUGGACCCAACGUGCGGUGUACGGGUGGACUCGAAUAUGGUCACGCCGUUGUGGAAGCACCUUGUGUCGAUCGAAAAUCCCACCCUUGCUUUAAUCGGUAUUCCGUUUUAUGUCUGCGCAUUCAGUAUGUUCGAUUUGCAGGUCCGGUUUGUUCUGAAAUUCUGGUUCGGUAAAAAAGACUUUCCGACCAAGGCGGACAUGCUGCAAGACGAGAAAGAUGAAUUGGAGAAGCGUGCGACUGAGGGUCUUCGGAAGAGGCACUUCCACCAGAUGGGAUUCAAACAAGGCAUUUAUUACGACGAUCUUGCAAAUACUGCAGGAAUAACGCCUCUACCUCCGGUGCUUACGAAACUGCACAACGAGAGUAGCACGCGCUUUUUAGACGACUUGUUACAUUACAGAGAGGCCAGAUACAAAGUAAUCGAUGACUAUAAUUUCAUUCAACUUUAAACUCCGAUUUCGUAUAUAACACAAGCUAAAUACCUGUUAUUCUUGCAUAAAUUUCAUAAAAACGAUUCGAACUGCUACCGGAGUUUUUCUUCUGUUUUGUACAUCCGUGUUACCGAAACGAAAAUAUACGUAUGUGUAUAAGGUU